UUAGUUCCUUACCCGGCGAAUCAAAUCAAACCAUUACUUCUCGUCCGUGAUAUUGAAAAAAGAAUGGCUUCGACGGAGCAGCCUCUAAAGAAGCGAAAAUUAUUCGAAGCUCCACCGCCGCCCCCACCGUCACAGCCGCCACCACCGCCUCCUCCUCCACCACAGGAGGGUUUCCCACCACCGCCUCAAACUCCACCUCAAUUACCGCACGAAGAAAUCUUGCGACGGCGGAGAAACCAGGAAGAAGUUCGGAAUGUCUACGAGAAUUACAAAACCAUUAAGCGUUGUAUGUCCUCGGGCAGUAACCCUCGUCACAUGCCAGAGCUUGAGCAAGCAUAUCUUUCUCUCAUUUCUGCUUCCAGGGGUUGUGCAAGUGUUAAGCGUAUUUUAUCUGAGUUCAUUCCUCGGUAUGGUUCAUUCUGCCCUACGGCUCUUGAAGCUGCUGGACAAGUUGUAAUUAAUAUGCAUAAUUGGAGCGUGCCUGUGAUUAGCAGAGGUGAGGAUGUUGAUGGGGUUUCGUUUGAGACUGCUAAGAAUUGUGUUACUGGCUUGGUUGAUAUCUGCUGUACUGCCUCAAUAGAGGCACCUUCGUCAUCUGUUAUCCGAGGCAUCUGCUCUGCUGUGUUUCUUAAUGUUGUUACCUUCUUUGCAUCAUCAAUUGAUGGGAAAGAUAUAUUUCAAAUUAUAGAUAAAGAAUGCCUUAAAAUGCAAGGCUCUGAAGAAAUAUAUCUUCAGCUAAAGCAGAGCAUUUUAGAGGAAGAUGUAUCUCCACUACUUAAAUUGUUGAAGAUCCGAGCUUUAUGUCUUCUUAGGAUCUUUUUUCUUUGCCCUAAAGAUUUUCUUGCUGCUUGCUUUGAGCUCUUCAGUACUCAUGCAGCAGAUGGAUUUUGUGGAGAAGGAAAAUACUUUCUCAAGCAGCUGUGCUUUGCACUGAACACUGAUGAUGACCCUUAUUUCUCCAGUGUGAAUGGAGAAGGUGCUGAGCCUCAAGCUAACAUAGGUUGCAAGGAAUCAGAUGCUUUAAAAGAGAAGGAUAGUGGCAAAAGGCCAGAGUCUGCCGGUGAUCAUUUGCAUGGAAACAAAAAAAGUUUAUUAAAAAUCUGCUUGCUGGGAUUGGUUCUUUACACAGAUCAUUCCUUAAAGAAGUGGAUAUUAUCUAGGUACCAGAGGCUGCAGAAAUCUGCAUGUUCUGAAGCUGUGUCUCAGGUCACCAGCGCUUUUCAGGGAAUCUUUGACUCUUUUAAUGAACAAGUCCAAGAAGUCAUAGAAGAUAGUGAUGAAGGAGGUUCAGAUUCAGCCAAAUUCGUUAGCAAACAUUACAUGGUACAUGAGAUCUCAAACCAACACAGGCUUCUUUAUGAAGCAUCUGGAAAAGAUUCUUUCCAAAUUCAUGAUAAAUCGUACAAGGAUGAGUUGGCAAAUAAAAUAUCUGGGCAGUUUUUGAGACGACAUAGCUCUAUGGUGUCACUUGAAAGUGAUCACCACUUAAAUCCUAGCUCUAAUCAUGAUAGUGGAGGCUCCAAGUGCAUGGAACUCGGUAGGAAGGGGCAGGGAGAUAUGUGCCAUGGAUGGUUUCCCAUGACUAAAGACCACCUUGGUGACCAGUUGCUCUCUCCCCUGUCUGGAAAACCAUCUCAAAUCAAGAUGGAUCCUUUUGAACAGCAAAAUCAGGCAGUCCAAAAUGAGAAAAAUCAAGCUUUGAAUGUAAAUGCCUCUAGAUUCUCUUGUGUUCUGGCAGGUAAUUCUAUUUUCGGAAGCAAUACAGGCGUGCCUUACUCAUCGGCAUCAAAUCAAACCAUUUGGUUUUCAGAUGGAGACCCUCAAGCAAUGGAUGUAUUUUCUGCUUCUAGACACCUCUGGUUAGGUUCUCUGUCCUCUGACACAUCUGAGGCUGCAGUAAGAUUUGAGCUUGAGAAAUUUGGCCCUGUAGAUAACUUCUCAUUUUUUCCAGUCCAAAGGUUCUCACUGGUUGAGUAUAGAAGCUUAUUUGACGCCAUUAAGGCCCGGGAAUUUAUGCGUAGAUAUUCUCCCUGGGGUUAUCCGGUUCGUGUAAAAUUCGUCGAUAUAGGGUUGGGAACAAGAGGAGCAGUCAAUGGUGUGGCCAUUGGCUCAAGCUGUCAUGUAUAUUUGGGAAAUUUGUUGAACCAAUGGAUGAAGGACGAGAUUAUGCGUGAAACAUUGAAGGUGAUUGGUAGAGGGCCACGUCUGGUUUCUGAACUGUCCAGUGAAGCUGCAUUACUCUUGGAGUUUGAGACUCCUGAAGAGGCUGCGAAUGCGAUGGCAUGCAUUAGGCAGUUUCGUAGAGGGGCAGCUGGUGCUGGAGUUGAUAUGUCCAGAUCCAAUCCUAGCUUUUGGAAUGUGGGUCCUGCUCCUGUCAGCAAUACCUUUGGGAUGUGCAACAUUAUACUCGGUUCCCCUCAUGUUCAAACAGCUGGAAGCCCAUCUAACAGGAUUCACAAUGCUACUUUACCUUUUACGAUGAAACCUGAAAGUAUUCCUCCAGAAUUUCCAUCGCCUAAAACAAGCUUUGAGAAGCAGGGAUUUUUGCGAGGAGGACAGGUCUCACAGUUGAGUAAUGCUGCUUCUGGUUGCAUAGAUAUGCGGGGAUUAGGGAGCAGUAAAGGUAUGUCCGGACAAUUGUGGUUACAUAGAAAACCAGAGCCUGAUUUGCAAACUGCAGGCGGAACUAUUACUUGCACAUCUAUAUCACUCCAGGGACCUAUAAAUGCACCACCUCAGCCUCUUCAAACUCCACCAUGCAUUCGACCUGUCUAUCCACCACCCACCAGUUCCUGGGAUGCACAUAAUUUGAGCUAUCACAUGUCUCUAAAUCCAAUUCCUGUGAAUGUCAUGCCUACUAAUAUACAUAGUAAUUCCAUUCCCUCUCCUUUUGUUCAAGCUUCAGUAACCCCAUUGUCACAAAUAUCAGGAAGUGGUAUACAGCAAUUUAGUCAAAUGGUGCACCAGGCAAUUGUACCCCCAUUUUUACCAUCAAUGCCGCCGCCUCAACCUGAUAUACCACACCCCUUCCCUCCACCACCUAUGGUCCCUCCUCCUCCCUGUUCUCCCCCGCCACCUCCACCCCCACCUGCUAUGGACCCACCCCCUCCUACUACUGAACCUUCCAACAUGACAAGUGCAGUAGGCGGUACGCAGAUUCAAUGGCAGGGUACAUUAUCGAAAAGUGGAGUUCAUUACUGCAAUAUUUACGCACAUAGGGUUGAUUCAGAUGUUUGUAAAUAUUCAAAAUCUGUUUCUGAGCCUGCUGGGUGGCCUGGAAAGCUGGACAUGACAAAACGAACAGAUUUUCGCCAUGUUAAGGCUACAUUCACCAACACCCCAUCAUCCAGAAGGGAGGUAUGCCUGCUUGUACCAUCUUCAGCUGCUGAUCAUAAAGGAUUUCAGGACUUCAUUACGUACCUGAAGCAAAGAGAGUGUGCUGGAGUUAUUAAGAUCCCAGCCACAAAAACUGUAUGGGCAAGGCUGAUUUUUAUCCUUCCAUGCUUACCGGAGGCUUGUUCAAUGCUUUCUAUAAAGCCGAAUACCCCUGAUUGCCUUAUCACUGUAGUUUUGCCAAAGGAAGCAAAUUCGGAAUGUGCAUGAUGUAUGUUUGAAAGCUAAUAUUCAACCUGAAAUUCAACAAAAUUGCUGAUAAUGCAGUAUCUGGAGCUCAACUUCAACUGUAUAUUAAUCGUGAAGCUCAACGUGUGAUAUAUUUAUGUUCUUAGUUAUUGCACAGUAAAUAAUGAAUUUUUGGAGCAGAGAUGUUAGAAAUGUUAAUGUUCUUGGAUUUUUCUACUAUGAUCAUAAUAUAAAUGACCAUUGCUUAGAAUUAAUAUCGGACACACAAAAUUCUUUUCUUUUAUCGUUAAAUUUAAUAUAAAUGAUACUCCCUCCGUCCCA
Spinacia oleracea (spinach) is the source of this 3903-nucleotide messenger RNA. RefSeq lists its product as uncharacterized. Lineage: Eukaryota; Viridiplantae; Streptophyta; Magnoliopsida; Caryophyllales; Amaranthaceae. The record is from RefSeq and is a predicted model, not a curated record. The coding region runs from base 64 to 3603 and encodes 1179 amino acids. Gene Ontology annotation, molecular function: RNA binding; ubiquitin binding. The transcript is spliced from 8 exons.